This is a messenger RNA of Staurois parvus, 564 nucleotides long. The record is from the annotation of a GenBank genome assembly. Lineage: Eukaryota; Metazoa; Chordata; Amphibia; Anura; Ranidae.
AUGAGACAUAAAAAAACCCACACAGGUGACAAGCCGUUUUCCUGUUCUGAAUGCGGGAAAUGUUUUUCUGAGAAGUCAGACUUUGAGAGGCAUCUGAGAACCCACACGGGGGAGAGGCCAUAUUUAUGCUCUGAAUGCAAUAAGAGUUUUCCUCAGAAGGAACAACUUAUUACCCACCAGAGAAUUCACACCGGAUUAAUGCCCUAUUUGUGUUCAGAGUGCGGGAAAUGUUUUUCGUUGAAAGGCCGUCUAGUCAUACACCAGCGAACUCACACUGGCGAGAGUCCAUAUUCCUGUUCAGUAUGUGGGAGAGAUUUUAAAAACAAGUCAAAUCUGAUUAGACAUGAGAAGGUCCACACUGGUGAUCGUCCACAUUUAUGUUCUGAAUGUGGGAAAGGCUUCACUGAUAAAUCAGAUCUGAUGAGACAUGAGCGAGUCCACACAGGUGCUCAGCCGUAUUCCUGUUCUGAAUGCGGGAAACGGUUCUCGUAUAGGUCCACUCUGGUGUCACAUCUCAAUACCCACAAGGUUCAAAAGUCCCCUACGGUAGAAGGUGAAAGCUAA